AUGCAACCUGCCAUCUUAAUAGCUACUAUUUUCCUGCCUUGGUGCCUGACUUUCCCGGUGCCCCCAGGUACAGACCUGAAAAGAUUGGACUUUGUUAUGGACAAUUUCCAACAGUUUUUCCUGCCCAAGAAAGAAUCACCACUCCUUACCCAGAGGAAAGAGAUACAGUUCCAGCAGAAGUUCCAUCUGAAUGAGACAGACGUACAAAACAAGCAGAUGCUGGCUAUGCUACACCAGCCUCGCUGUGGAGUAACUGAUGCGGCUACUGACUCUAUCUUCCCCGGAAGUUCCAAAUGGAAUAAGCACACUCUGACCUAUAGGAUUAUCAAUUACCCAAGAGAAAUGAAGCCAGACACAGUGAAAGACAUCAUGCAUGAUGCGGUUUCCGUGUGGAGCAACGUGACCCCCUUAAUCUUCCAGCAAGCAAAGAGUCAAGAUGCAGACAUCACGCUUUCUUUCUGGGACCUGGCCCAUGGAGAUGAUUGGCCCUUUGAUGGGCCAGGUGGUAUCCUAGGCCAUGCUUUUUUACCAGAUUCUGAAGCUCCAGGAGUUAUCCACUUUGACAAGGGAGAACGUUGGUCAAAUUCAUACAAAGGGUUUAAUCUGUUCCUGGUUGCCAUUCAUGAGCUAGGUCAUUCUCUGGGCCUGCGCCACUCCAGAAGUCAGAACUCUAUCAUGUAUCCUAGCUAUGUGUAUCAGGACCCUAGAACCUUCCACCUCGAUGUUGAUGACAUCCAAAGAAUCCAGCAACUGUAUGGUGUGUGCCUGCUGGAAGGGAGGGGGAUCUCGGCAGGAAGUUUCACUGGGAGUUUACUGUUUUCUUCUGUCCCCAUCAGGAAAAAGAUGUUCAUCUGA
This is a messenger RNA of Diceros bicornis minor, 855 nucleotides long. RefSeq names its product matrix metallopeptidase 26 (gene MMP26). Gene Ontology annotation, biological process: proteolysis; collagen catabolic process; extracellular matrix organization. The coding region runs from base 1 to 855 and encodes 284 amino acids. Lineage: Eukaryota; Metazoa; Chordata; Mammalia; Perissodactyla; Rhinocerotidae. The transcript has 5 exons. Gene Ontology annotation, cellular component: extracellular matrix. Gene Ontology annotation, molecular function: metalloendopeptidase activity; zinc ion binding. The record is from RefSeq and is a predicted model, not a curated record.